Cucumis sativus (cucumber) is the source of this 813-nucleotide messenger RNA. Its product is annotated as transcription repressor OFP8. NCBI's taxonomy places the organism in Eukaryota, Viridiplantae, Streptophyta, Magnoliopsida, Cucurbitales, Cucurbitaceae. The transcript has a single exon. The record is from RefSeq and is a predicted model, not a curated record. Gene Ontology annotation, biological process: negative regulation of DNA-templated transcription. The coding region runs from base 1 to 813 and encodes 270 amino acids.
AUGGCCAGAAGCUUCAAGCUUAAAGUCCGUCUCUUCAUCUCCUUUUUCCGAUUCUGCCGCCCCAAAUACCUAAAUGCUUUAACAUUCCCCAAAACCUCUUCGCCGGAAAACUCCCCUUACAGGAAGCAAAUUCCGGCAAACCCCGAAUCCUGCUAUAGCUGUUACCCUAAUCCACCUUCACCACCGCCAUCAACGCCGGUGGAUUUCUUUGCCGACCCUUCCAAAGAAAAGUCCACAUCAAUCUGCAGUAGUUGCAAAUUGAAAUCAUACGCUCGAAAAAACGGACUACUGCAAGGGAAAGAAAGCAGAGCCGAAACAGAGCAUGAAAUUAGCAGCGAAGAGAAUCAGCGUUCUACUCCAUUUUCUUGGAUAACUAGAAAGGCAUCAAAAAUUAAGAAGAAGUUAAAGAAAACGGGGCUUAGAAGCAAGCCAUUGAAGGCGAAUGGCUACGGGGAAAAGGAAAGCGAAGAAACAGAUGCGUUGGUGAACUCUUCGAUAAGUUUCUCCGACGAUGUAUCACCAGUGAAGAGAAGUAAAAGAGCGUUGUACCUGAGGAAAUUGGAAGGGAAAAUGGGGAAGAGCUUUGUGCAGGUGAAGAGAUCGAAGGAACCACAAGAAGAUUUCAAGAGGUCGAUGGCACAGAUGAUAUUGGAGAAGGAGAUUUUUGAAAUAAAGGGGUUGGAAGAGCUUUUGCAAUGUUAUUUGACAUUGAACUCGCCGGAGUAUCAUCGAAUAAUCGUCGGAGCUUUUUCUGAAGUUUGGGAGUUUCUGUUCUAUGAUUCCCACUUGAACAAGGCUGUUCAACGUGACUGA